AUGAAGUCCAGGAGACCAACUUCUUUCACAAGGGAAACAGCAGCUACAGAGCCAAGUUCUACCUCAGUAUCUAGGCCAGAAUGGAAACCUGAGACACAGGAGAGGCCUAUAAUCAAGCCAGAUCCUGGCCCAGAAACAACCCUCACAGACCACCCAAGAACAAAGAUGCUGCAAGGAUUUGGUACCCCACAGAAACAAAGUCUCCCAAACGAGCCCACUGCCCAGCAAGAAGCUGAAUUCCAGCCGGAACAGGGAGUUCAACCAUCUGCUCUGUUCCAGAAAUUUCUCACCCCGUUAGCCUUCCCUGCACCACAGCAAUCAUCCCCAAGCCAGAGAGUGCACUCGGAUCGACAGGAAGCCACCUCGCAUAACGGACCUGGGGUGGGGAAAGUGUAUACAACUCAAAAGGAACCACAACUCCGAGAAGAACAUGUGGGGAUGACAGAAUCCGGAGCAGCAGAACCACCUCUGGCUACAGAAGUAGAGGCUACAUCUAUAGCCCAGGCUGUACCUGGACCGCACAAGAAACUCCCUACCCAAAUUGACUUGGUAUCCCAAGAGAGACCUGAGCAGUCAGACCCUACAGCCAAGCAAACAUCUCUAAUCCAAGGAGUCAAAUCUGAGCAGGGAUCUUUGACCGAGUCAGGGUUUUUAACAAGACUGCACGAACUAUCCAUACAGCGGUCAUCCCAAGAGUGGAAGACAUUUUUUGAUUGUGUUACAGAGUCUGACACAGAGAAACACCUGAGUUCAUCCUCAAAGUCAAAUCUUCCAGAGUCAAGUUGUGGAACAGUGAUCCCGGAAAUGCCACUGCUCUCCAAAAGGAAGCCUGAUUUUGAAAAGAUGUCAGGAUAUGGCGGGAAAUUACCACAGGGGAAGAAAGCCAUCCUGCAGAAACACAAACACUACUGGGACACAGCCUCAGCGUUCUCACACAGCAUGGAUUUACGCACAAUGACACAAUCUCUGGUGACACUCGCAGAAGACAAUAUGGCCUUCUUCUCAAGCCAGGGCCCAGGAGAGACAGCGCGGCGGCUGUCCAAUGUCUUUGCAGGUGUUCGGGAGCAGGCACUGGGGCUAGAACCAACCCUAGGCCAGCUGUUGGGUGUGGCACACCAUUUUGACCUGGACACAGAGACACCAGCCAACGGAUACCGUAGCUUGGUGCACACGGCUCAUUGCUGCCUGGCCCACCUACUCCACAAAUCCCGCUACGUGGCCUCUAACCGCAGGAGUAUCUUCUUCCGUGCCAGCCACAACCUAGCAGAGCUGGAGGCCUACCUGGCUGCCCUCACCCAGCUCCGUGCGCUGGCCUACUACGCCCAGCGCCUGCUGACCAUCAACCGACCAGGAGUUCUCUUCUUUGAGGGUGACGAAGGAUUCACUGCAGACUUCCUGCAAGAGUACGUCACGCUACAUAAAGGCUGCUUCUAUGGCCGCUGCCUGGGCUUCCAGUUCACACCCGCCAUCCGGCCGUUCCUGCAGACUCUCUCCAUCGGGCUGGUGUCCUUCGGGGAACACUACAAACGCAACGAGACGGGCCUCAGUGUGACCGCCAGUUCCCUGUUUACCGGUGGCCGGUUCGCAAUCGACCCGGAGCUGCGGGGGGCUGAGUUUGAGCGCAUCAUACAGAACCUGGAUGUGCACUUCUGGAAAGCCUUCUGGAACAUCACUGAGAUCGAGGUGCUAUCGUCUCUGGCCAACAUGGCGUCAACCACUGUGAGGGUAAGCCGCCUGCUUAGCUUGCCACCUGAGGCCUUUGAGAUGCCACUAACCUCUGACCCCAGGCUCACAGUUACCAUCUCACCUCCCUUGGCACACACGGGACCGGGGCCUGUGCUAGCCAGGCUCAUCUCCUAUGACCUGCGGGAAGGACAGGACAGCAAGAUGCUCAACAGCCUGGCCAAGUCUGAGGGCUCACGCCUGGAGCUGCGUCCACGGCCUCAACAAGCACCCCGUUCGCGGGCCCUGGUCAUCCACAUCCACGGUGGCGGCUUUGUGGCACAGACCUCCAAAUCCCAUGAGCCCUACCUCAAGAACUGGGCCCAGGAGCUAGGUGUUCCCAUCAUCUCCAUUGACUACUCCCUGGCCCCUGAGGCGCCCUUCCCCCGAGCACUGGAGGAGUGUUUUUUUGCCUACUGCUGGGCUGUCAAGAACUGUGACCUGCUUGGUUCAACCGGAGAACGGAUAUGCCUUGCAGGUGACAGCGCAGGUGGGAAUCUCUGCAUCACCGUAUCCCUCCGGGCAGCAGCCUAUGGAGUGAGGGUCCCAGAUGGCAUCAUGGCAGCCUAUCCAGUUACCACCCUGCAAUCCUCUGCUUCUCCCUCUCGUCUGCUGAGCCUCAUGGAUCCUCUUCUACCACUGAGCGUACUCUCCAAGUGUGUCAGUGCCUAUUCAGGGACAGAGGCAGAGGACCACUUUGACUCAGACCAGAAGGCACUGGGCGUGAUGGGGCUGGUGCAGAGAGACACUUCCCUGUUCCUCAGAGACCUCCGCCUGGGUGCCUCUUCGUGGCUCAACUCCUUCCUGGAGCUAGGUGGACGCAAGCCCCAAAAGACCUCAUUGCCCACAGCAGAGUCAGUGCGCCCCACGGAGUCUGUGCGCCCCACUGAGUCUAUGCGCAGGAGUGUGUCUGAGGCAGCCCUGGCCCAGCCCGAGGACUUGCUGGGCACAGAUACCCUGAAGAAGCUGACGUUAAAAGACUUGAGCUUUAAGGGCAACUCAGAGUCUUCGGACACCCCUGAAAUGUCACAGUCAAUGGAGACACUUGGCCCCUCCAAACCCUCCGAUGUCAACUUUUUUCUGCGGCCUGAGAAUUCCCAGGAAGAGUCUGAAGCCAAAGAUGAAGUGAGCCCCAUGGACAGAGUGCCCCGCGUGCGCGCUGCCUUCCCUGAGGGGUUCCAUCCCCGGCGCUCAAGCCAAGGUGUCCUCCACAUGCCCCUCUACUCGGCACCCAUAGUCAAGAACCCCUUCAUGUCUCCUCUGCUGGCCCCUGACAACAUGCUGAAGACCCUGCCGCCUGUGCACAUUGUGGCGUGCGCUCUGGACCCCAUGCUGGAUGACUCGGUCAUGUUCGCGCGACGACUGCGCGACCUGGGCCAGCCCGUGACGCUGAAAGUGGUCGAGGACCUGCCGCAUGGCUUCCUGAGCCUGGCGGCCCUGUGUCGCGAGACCCGGCAGGCCACGGAGUUGUGCGUGCAGCGCAUCCGGCUGAUCCUCACCCCGCCUGCUGCACCGCUGAUCUGAGCUGGGGACGGCGGGGGGCGGCACUAAAGACCUCUUACUCCCA
Molecule: messenger RNA, 3289 nt
Organism: Grammomys surdaster
Lineage: Eukaryota; Metazoa; Chordata; Mammalia; Rodentia; Muridae
Gene: Lipe
Product: lipase E, hormone sensitive type
Exons: 10
Coding region: 1-3246 (1081 amino acids)
Biological process (GO): triglyceride catabolic process; cholesterol metabolic process
Cellular component (GO): cytosol
Molecular function (GO): triacylglycerol lipase activity; sterol ester esterase activity
Source: RefSeq, a predicted model, not a curated record